AUGCCAGCCCCUGAUGCCGCCUCGACUGCCCCCACCCACGGCGCGGGUGAUGCGCCCGACGUCCACCCUGUCGUCCGCACGGCUCUACGCAUUAGCCUCAGCGCCAAAGAAUACCGGGCGCUUUACGGACUACUGGCUAAACGUGCCCCAGGUGUUCAGGGGAAGCUAGUCUCGCCGUCGCACUAUGAUGCUAUCGUCCACUCAAAGAACCGACGCAACGAGGCCGCCGUUCGCGCGUCGUUGAGGGUGUUUGUUGGCACUGGAGCUGCCCUGAAGCUGCUGGAGACGAUCAUCGGUCGGAUUCGAGGGAGCGCAGAACAGAAGAAAUCCCGUGGCCCGAUACUCCGCUCCCCCAACUUCCGCCUUUCCCUAUCUCUAUCCCUCCUGCUUCUGCUCCAUCGUCUUCUCUACCGAUUUCUCGUACGAAUCCGAGCGAACCUAUGUACCGAUGAUGCCAAACCAUUCCGUGACCGAAACCCGCGCAUCGCGCGCGCCUUGACCUCGCGGUUUGCCCCGGCUGUAGGCGCAAGCGCAGCCGGCUUCGCUCUGGGGAUCUGCCCUCAAGAUCAGCUCCGGCUGACUGUGGCAAUCUAUACGGGAACUCGAAGUUUGGAAUUUCUCUACAAUGUUAUGGACUCGAAAGGGUGGCUGGAUGACCGGCCGUGGUGGUUCGGCAGCUGGCUGCUGAUGCCAGUCUCGUGUGCACAGCUAUUCCAUGCCUUCGUUUUCGAUCGGGAAAACACGCCAAAGUGGUUUGGUAAUGUUAUCUUCAGACUCUCACCGAGCUACAUCCCUGGCCGACCGGAUGCGCUACCAGAGGAUGUCUUCUGGCCUGAGAAGGACCAGAUCGUGGACUCUCUCGCAUCAAUUGCGAGCCUGCGCUGGCCGGCAUUUAUCUCCCCAACGCUACACCCGUCUGACCCCAAUACCCUUCCAUUAUCGGUCAAGUCAAUCUCUCCGAUUACUGGGCCUGCUCACCCUUCGAUCGCCCAUCUUUCCUGUGCAUUGCUUCACCCAAGUGUCCCCAGCUGCAGCACCGCAUUCGUGCACCACAUCCUCCUCUCGGUCCCUCCGUUGGCGCGGUUCCUCACGGCUGUCAGUCUCGCGUUGACAAUCCCCAAGUUGAAGACUGUUCUAGCGCAGCCCAUCACCUCUAUAAAUAGUUUGUCCAAGAGAAUUAUCACCAUGACGGCCGUUCUAUCGGCUGCUGUUGGCUCCGCCUGGGGCAGCGUUUGUCUCCUGAACAAUACCCUGCCCCGCUCGACACUUCCGACCAAGCGCUUCUUCAUCAGUGGUGCCCUGGGUGGCCUUCCAUUCGCGCUCCUGGCUAACAGUCGCAGCGUUUUCAUGUACUUCUUCCGCGCUGCCGUGGAUUCUGCUUGGAAGACCGGCGUCAAGCGCGGCCUGUGGAAGGGCGGACGGGCUGUUGAGCUUUGGCUGUUUGUGCUGUCUUGGGCCCUGAUGGGUUCAAUUCUCGAGGCUCACCCAUCAGCUGUCCAGGGCAGGGGUUUACGAAAGGGACUGGCAUGGUUGCGAGGAGAUGGGUUCGUCGACCUUGAAGAGGUUGAGAAGCGCAAGGCACACCGGUCGUUGAAGAAGGCGGAGACCAAGGACGAAUAA
Molecule: messenger RNA, 1620 nt
Organism: Penicillium daleae
Lineage: Eukaryota; Fungi; Ascomycota; Eurotiomycetes; Eurotiales; Aspergillaceae
Exons: 4
Coding region: 1-1620 (539 amino acids)
Source: RefSeq, a predicted model, not a curated record